This is a messenger RNA of Scomber scombrus (Atlantic mackerel), 963 nucleotides long. RefSeq names its product iroquois homeobox 7 (gene irx7). The record is from RefSeq and is a predicted model, not a curated record. Gene Ontology annotation, molecular function: DNA-binding transcription factor activity, RNA polymerase II-specific; RNA polymerase II cis-regulatory region sequence-specific DNA binding. The transcript is spliced from 2 exons. Gene Ontology annotation, cellular component: nucleus. Lineage: Eukaryota; Metazoa; Chordata; Actinopteri; Scombriformes; Scombridae. Gene Ontology annotation, biological process: cell development; regulation of transcription by RNA polymerase II; neuron differentiation. Bases 1 to 963 code for a protein of 320 amino acids.
AUGCCCGCAUCACAAUCUGGAUUUGCCAACUUCUUCUUGGAGAGGAACAUCAGCAUGCCGUCUGGAUAUCAGAUCCCGGUGCUGGGAUGCUCACCGGGUGUGCAGCAGCAGCAACAACAGCAGCAGCAUCUGGCAGCAAUGGCAGCUGGGGUUCCCAUCGCAUACACAGGACUACAGGGAUAUAACUUUAUCCCUUAUCCACACCACAGGCACAUCGCACACAUGAGCAACAGUUUCGACUUGAAGGCCGCCUCUCCUUACCAUCACGCACUCCUGGCUCGCGGGGGGGCUUUCUAUUCGCCGUACCGCCCCGGAGCACCCGAGGAUCCCAGUCGGGUCGCCAAAGUGGCCACACGAGAGAGCACAGGGGCGCUCAAGGCCUGGCUGAACGAGCACCUGAAGAACCCGUAUCCGACCAAGGGAGAGAAAAUCAUGCUCGCCAUCAUCACUAAAAUGAGCCUCACGCAGGUUUCCACCUGGUUCGCCAACGCGAGGCGACGCCUGAAGAAGGAGAACAGGGUCAGCUGGGCGUGUAAGGGGAAAUCAGACGAGGAGGACGAGGAGCAUGAGGGAGAGAGUGACGAAGACGAGAGCUCUCUGCAGAAAUGUCAUUUGGAUGAGCGGGAAGAUGAGGAAGAGCCUCAAGCUGACCGAGCAGACAGCGAUGAGCACGUCGAGAGCGCGCUGGACAGCUCGGCACCUGUGGAUGAGCACGAAGACGGAGAGAUUGCACUUGUCAAGAAAGUUGAAAAGAGUGACUCUGAUCACACGCCAUCGGCUUUGGAGAGUAAAGACACCAGUCAAAAACCUAAAAUCUGGUCCCUGGCAGAAACAGCGACCUCAGAGAUUGUGAAGAAACCUCUGGACAAUAUUUACCAUCCGGCCGGGAAACUGUGGGCCGACUGGGCUUCAAGAAACGGACUGUUUAUUCCCUCAUGUUAUACCACUCAUGAAAUCCUCUGA